Colletotrichum gloeosporioides is the source of this 1014-nucleotide messenger RNA. Its product is annotated as Neutral protease 2-like. Gene Ontology annotation, molecular function: metalloendopeptidase activity. The transcript is spliced from 3 exons. Lineage: Eukaryota; Fungi; Ascomycota; Sordariomycetes; Glomerellales; Glomerellaceae. The record is from RefSeq and is a predicted model, not a curated record. The coding region runs from base 1 to 1014 and encodes 337 amino acids. Gene Ontology annotation, biological process: proteolysis.
AUGCUCUGGCAGAAAGUUUUCGUUCUUUCAGCGUUGGCCAUUGCCGACGCUCACCCAGGCACCCAUGGCAUCCGGCUCAACAAACGCGACUCCAGGCUAGAGGUUACCUUGGAACCAUCUACGUCUGGCACUCCCACUGAAGUCAUCGCAACAAUCAAAAAUAACGGUGCUGAUGAUCUCAACUUGCUCAAAGUAGGAACCAUUUUGGACGAUAAGCUUCCAGUCCAGCGCGUAGUUGUUACAGACCAAUCGGCUGGAGAGUCUAUCGCAGUUGCUAUCGACGUCGCCAAUGUGCACUAUUUUGAGAAGUCCGGGCGCUUUUCUGUCAUCGCAGAUGGUUUGAUACCGGUUGGACUCGCGUCGUCAACAUCCUUUGACCAGCCUGCAAUUGCUUUUAAAUCCAACGCCAUCGAUAUCGACGUUGAUGCAGUGGCCGCCAGUAGGCUUAUGGUUGCCCCAGCUCUUGCAGAGCGCACAAACGUACAGGCGGGAUGCAAUGAAACAACUUCUGAUGCCAGCCUCAAGGCCCUGGCUAACUGCCAGGUGCUAGCCCUGGCGGCCGCUGCCGAUGCUGCGGAUCCCUCAUCAAAGAGGUUCGUAGAAUACUUCGGGACCAAUUCUUCAGAAACUCGCAACAUCGUCGUCACCAGACUCAAAAAUGUCGCGCAAGAAUGUUCAACCACGAACUCCGGGGUCUCUCGGUAUUUCUGCUACGACUACUACGGCGUCUGCGAAAUAGACGGCCCACUCAACGCGUACACUGCAUGGGACGUCAAUACCAUGGUCAUGUGCCCUCUCUUUUACGGCUUGCCUCCGCUGCCUCAGGGUUGCCAUCGCCAGUGCCAGGCCACGACUACCAUACACGAGACGACUCAUUGCGAAGCCGUAUAUGAGCCUCACACCAAUGAUUACGCAUACGCAUACAACGCGAGUGUUGCACUGCCCUCCGAGCGUGCGCUACAAAAUGCUGACAACUACUCUCUCUAUGCCAAUGCUGUCUACAUGAGCUGUUGA